This is a messenger RNA of Gymnogyps californianus (California condor), 4781 nucleotides long. It is a transcript of the gene PNPLA7, whose product is annotated as patatin like phospholipase domain containing 7. Gene Ontology annotation, molecular function: phosphatidylcholine lysophospholipase A1 activity. The transcript is spliced from 36 exons. The record is from RefSeq and is a predicted model, not a curated record. NCBI's taxonomy places the organism in Eukaryota, Metazoa, Chordata, Aves, Accipitriformes, Cathartidae. Gene Ontology annotation, biological process: lipid metabolic process. The coding region runs from base 48 to 4025 and encodes 1325 amino acids. Gene Ontology annotation, cellular component: endoplasmic reticulum.
CGACCUGGGUGGCGGCGGCGGCGGCGGCGGCGGCAGCAGCAGGAGACAUGGAUGAAGAAGGCAACAGCACCAGCCUUGAGGCUGUGUUACCAGCAGGUGGAACACGAAUUCUACAGUUUGUAGAAGACAGAAUACAGACUACUAUGCUGACCGGAAUUGCAAUUGGAGCUGCAGUCGCAUUACUACUUAUAGCAAUUGCGUUUGUCGUUUACAGAAGAGUGAAACAAUCUAAACAACUUCAGCCACACGUGCCCCAGUACAGAUUUCGCAAGAGAGACAAAGUGAUGUUCUAUGGGCGGAAGAUCAUGAGAAAGGUUACAACUCUUCCAAACUCUCUGGUUGGGAACACUGUGCCUCGCCAAAGGAUGCGGAAGCGAGCAAAAGUUUUAUCUUUGGCUAAAAGGAUUCUGCGUAUUAAGAAGGAAUGUCCAACUCUGCAGCCAAAAGAACCACCUCCCUCUUUGCUAGAGGCAGAUCUGACUGAAUUUGAUGUAAAGAAUUCCCAUUUGCCAUCCGAAGUCCUAUACAUGCUUAAAAAUGUUAGGGUCCUUGGCCACUUUGAGAAACCUCUUUUCCUGGAAUUGUGCAAGCACAUGUUUUUUGUGCAAUUGCAUGAAGGUGAAUACAUCUUUCGUCCUGGACAGCUGGAUAACAGCAUCUACGUUGUGCAGGAUGGCAAGCUGGAAGUUUGCAUUCAAGAAAGUGAUGGAACAGAAGUGGUUGUUAAGGAGGUGCUGGCAGGAGACAGCGUCCACAGCCUUCUCAGCAUUCUUGAUGUUAUCACGGGUCACCCUGCCCCUUAUAAAACGGUCUCAGCCCGAGCAGCCAUUCCGUCCACUAUAUUGCGACUUCCAGCAAGUGCCUUUCAAGAUGUCUUCCAGAAAUAUCCUGAAACUCUUGUUAGAGUGGUACAGAUCAUCAUGGUAAGGCUGCAGAGAGUGACAUUCCUUGCUUUGCACAACUACCUUGGUUUGACUACUGAGCUCUUCAAUUGUCAGAGCCAAGCCAUCCCGCUCAUCUCUGUGACAAGUGUAACAUCUGGAGGAAGUUCGAGCAAAGCAGUAAAAAGACAAGUGUCUAAUGUAUCAGAGGAAGAUCGUGGAGAAAAGUCUGAAAAAGCUGGGGAAGCACUGGAAAUAGAUACGUUGAAGAUUUCUGGUACAGAAAACUCUGAUCAUGUUUUCAGAAGAAGCCUUUCUUCACCUCCCUAUGCAGGAUCUGCAGAGACUUCCAAUAAUUCCAGCGGUGCAAAGUCAGACAUGGACAUGGCGUAUGAAAGAGCCAGAGUGCACUUUGGCUCGGAGGACGCUGCCAGCAGUCCUGUUGUGGGCAAGUCGAUAUUGAAGAAGACUGUGACGGUGACAGAAACUCCUUCAGCAGUUUUCCAUUAUAGUGCUGUGCAAGACUCCUGUAAUAGCAAACAUAUUGAUGCCAUUGUCGAAGCAGCAAAGAAAGACCUUUCAACCUUGAUAAAACUUGAUCGUCCUUCGUUGUUGAAUGGCAAAGUGACGCUGCAUCAGGUUACUGCUGGGACUGUGCUAUCGAGGCAAGGAGAUCAGGAUGUUAAUGUUUGCUUUGUGGUCUCGGGGAUGCUUCACGUGUACCAGCAGAAGAUAGACUCAGAGGAGGACACCUGUCUGUUCAUUACCCAUCCAGGAGAACUCGUAGGUCAGCUCGCUGUCCUGACUGGGGAACCACUGAUUUUCACCAUCAAGGCCAAUCGAGACUGCAGCUUCCUGUCUAUUUCCAAGUCCCAUUUCUAUGAGAUAAUGCGGGAGCAGCCAAGCGUGGUUCUCGGUGUGGCCCACACGGUUGUGAAGAGAAUGUCCCCGUUUGUUAGGCAAAUCGACUUUGCCCUGGACUGGAUGGAGGUUGAGGCUGGACGAGCUGUUUACAGGCAGGGUGACAAGUCAGACUGCACGUACAUUGUGUUGAAUGGUCGACUUCGCUCAGUCAUACGGAUGGAUGAUGGAAAAAAGCACCUGACCGGUGAAUAUGGCCGAGGAGACUUAAUUGGAGUGGUAGAAGCAUUAACCCAUCAACCUAGAGCCACAACAGUACACGCAGUCAGAGAUUCAGAACUUGCCAAACUCCCAGAGGGAGCGCUGACAUCUAUCAAACGCAAAUUCCCCCAGGUUGUGACUAGACUUAUUCACUUGCUGGGCGAGAAGAUUCUUGGCAGUCUUCAGCAGGGAGCAGCUCAUCCUCUUGGAUUACACAGCUCGAGUAGCAAGUGGGAUGCCGGAAAUCCUGCCAGCAAUCUCUCCACAGUAGCAAUUAUGCCGGUGUCUGAAGAGGUGCCACUUACGGCUUUUACUCUGGAGCUCAAGCAUGCUCUCAGUGCUGUGGGUCCUGCUUUGCUGCUCACCAGUGAUAACAUCAAACAGCGACUUGGUUCUGCUGCGCUGGAUAGUACCCAUGAAUACCGACUGACUAGCUGGCUGGGACAGCAGGAAGAUAUUCACCGUAUUGUACUCUACCAGGCAGACAGCACCCUUACUCCCUGGACGCAACGCUGCAUCCGGCAGGCUGACUGCAUCUUAAUCGUCGGACUGGGAGACCAGGAGCCUACUGUUGGAGAGCUGGAGAGGAUGCUGGAGAACACCGCGGUCCGAGCCCAGAAGCAACUCAUCCUGCUCCAUAAGGAGGAUGGGCCUCUCCCUUCCCGAACUGUGGAAUGGCUCAACAUGCGGAGCUGGUGUUCUGCUCAUCUUCAUCUCCACUGUCCACGCAGAGUCUUUUCCAAAAGAAGCCUGCCCAAGCUGAUAGAGAUGUAUGAACGCGUAUUCCAAAAACCACCAGACCGUCACUCUGACUUUUCUCGCCUGGCUCGUGUUCUGACUGGAAACGCCAUUGCGCUGGUGCUUGGGGGCGGAGGAGCAAGGGGAUGCUCCCAAGUGGGAGUUAUCAGAGCGCUGAUUGAAGCUGGCAUCCCCGUAGAUAUGAUCGGAGGAACAUCUAUUGGUGCUUUUAUGAGUGCCUUGUACGCUGAAGAACGCAGCUACAAUCAGAUGAGGAUCAAAGCUAGGCAGUGGGCCAUGGUUAUGAACUCAGUGUUUAAGACUAUUCUAGACUUGACAUAUCCAAUAACCUCUAUGUUUUCUGGAGCGGCUUUUAACAACAGCAUCAACAACAUCUUCAAAGAUAAGCAGAUAGAGGAUCUGUGGAUUCCUUACUUCACUAUCACAACCGACAUCACUGCCUCAGCAAUGAGAGUCCACACGGACGGCUCUCUGUGGAGAUAUGUCCGUGCCAGCAUGUCCCUCUCUGGCUAUAUGCCUCCUCUCUGUGACCCGAAGGAUGGGCAUCUCUUGAUGGAUGGAGGCUAUAUCAACAAUCUUCCAGCUGAUGUUGCAAGGUCCAUGGGCGCAAAGGUGGUGAUCGCGAUCGAUGUGGGGAGCCGGGAUGAGACAGACCUCACCAACUACGGCGACUGCUUGUCUGGCUGGUGGCUGCUCUGGAAGAGGUGGAAUCCACUGGCCGAGAAAGUCAAGGUGCUGAAUAUGGCAGAGAUCCAGACACGGCUUGCGUACGUGUGCUGUGUGCGGCAGCUGGAGAUGGUGAAGAACAGCGAUUACUGCGAGUAUAUCCGGCCGCCCAUUGACCGAUACGGUACCCUGGACUUUGGGAAAUUUGAUGAAAUCUGUGAAGUGGGAUAUCAGCAUGGGAAAACCGUAUUUAAUGUCUGGUGCAGGAGUGGAGUCCUUGACAAGAUGCUAAGAGAUAGGCAAGAGACUUGCAAAUCCAAAACUGAUAACGUGACCUGUCCCACCACCUCUUUUACGGACCUGGCAGAAAUCGUGUCCAGGAUCGAGCCCGUGAAAGCACCUGUGGCAGACGAUGAGUCAGACUACCAGACUGAGUAUGAGGAAGAAAUUCUGGACAACCAGAAGGACGAUUAUAUCAAUUUCAUAAGCAACCAGGUUGAAGAAGACUCUGACUCGGAUGAAGAUAUGCAGCUAAGAAAGCGCAGGAAUCUCCCCAAUGUGGACGGCCAGGCAAGCAGCACGGGAGAGCCAGGCUAGCACUCAGAAGAGUCCGACCUUGCUGGCUGAGAGCUACAUCCCAUUCGUACUGACAGCAGCCAUAUUUAUUUAUUAAAUAUUUAAAAAAACCAAAACAACGUCUAGUUGAAAUUAAGCAAGCUUUUGUCCUUCUCCAGACAGGGUAUGGGGCAUUCAGCUGCCAGCACUAAGCACAAAUAUCUGCAUCAUGCCCGAGUCCCUUGGACCUCUCGUGAAGGGUGGCUGACGUGUGCCGUACUCCCUCGUGCAGGUGCCAGUAGGAGCAGCCGGUUAUUAAUCACUCUGAGACUGGCAGAGGGGAAGCGUGCUGGGAACGUGCAGUUAAAUGCUGCCUUGAUUUUUGCUGCUGUAUGUUCUAGUCGCUGUUUUUGCUGCGAAGGCCCAAAGAAUGACGGGAUAUUAUCCUGCCGUGUGCUGAAAAGGCUCCGAGCAGCAGCAGCACCAGAGAGAGGGAGGGGUUUGCGGGUCGCAGCAGCGUUGCUUUCUUUUCAUAUGAAUCAGGUAACUGUAAUUAACUCCUCAGUGACUUUCAACCAUGUACUUGUGAGCAGUGCUCUGACAGGAGCAAGCCUGAAUGUAUUUCACUUGAAAUCUAAACAUAAGAAAUCAAUUAAUGUGAACGCUAGCUAUAGAGCCUGUAUCCUCAAGCCACCAGCAGAACAUUUACUGAUGGAUCAUGGAGCUGACGCUUGCCGGGCAACUCUGGAAUCACUGCUUGGCUGUAUUUGCCCUGUGAAAUAAAGUUAUUCUGCUGGA